GGAAGAUUUCCUGACGGGAAUAUUUUCAGCCGUCCAUUAGUGGAAGAGCGAGAGCGCCUUGGAUGUCAACACCUAACAGACUCUUUUGAGACCAGCCACCAGCCCACGAAAAGUGACUUUCUUCUCGAGUGCCCUCCACGGCCCUUCCGAUGGAAGCAGAAACAGGCAGCAGUGUGGACACUGGCAAGACAGCCAACAGAGGCACUCGCAUCGCCCUAGGCGUGUUCGUCGGCAGCACCCUGGUACUGGGCACGGUCAUCUUUCUAGUGAGUCAAGGUCUCUUAAGUCUCCAAGCUAAACAGGAGUACUGCCUGAAGCCAGAAUGCAUCGAAGCUGCCGCUGCCAUCUUGAGUAAAGUAAACCUGUCUGUGGAUCCUUGUGAUAAUUUCUUCCGGUUCGCUUGCGAUGGCUGGAUAAACAGUAAUCCAAUUCCUGAAGAUAUGCCAAGCUAUGGAGUUUAUCCUUGGCUGAGACAUAAUGUUGACCUCAAGUUGAAGGCACUUUUGGAGAAAUCAAUCAGUAGAAGGCGGGACACCGAAGCAAUACAGAAAGCCAAAAUCCUUUAUUCAUCCUGCAUGAAUGAGAAAGCAAUUGAAAAAGCAGAUGCCAAACCCCUGCUACACAUCCUGCGGCAUUCCCCUUUCCGCUGGCCCGUGCUUGAAUCCAAUAUCGGACCUGAAGGUGUUUGGUCAGAGAGAAAAUUCAGCCUUUUACAGACUCUUGCAACGUUUCGUGGUCAAUACAGCAAUUCUGUGUUCAUCCGUUUGUAUGUUUCCCCUGACGACAAGGCAUCCAAUGAACAUAUCUUGAAGCUGGAUCAAGCAACACUCUCUCUAGCUGUGAGGGAAGACUACCUUGAUAACAGCACAGAAGCCAAGUCUUAUCGGGAUGCCCUUUACAAGUUCAUGGUGGAUACUGCCGUGCUUUUAGGAGCUAACAGCUCCCGAGCAGAGCAUGACAUGAAGUCAGUGCUUAGAUUGGAAAUUAAGAUAGCUGAGAUAAUGAUUCCACAUGAAAAUCGAACCAGUGAGGCCAUGUACAACAAAAUGAACAUUUCCGAACUGAGUGCUAUGAUUCCCCAGUUUGACUGGCUGGGCUACAUAAAGAAGGUCAUUGAUGGGAGACUCUACCCCCACCUGAAAGACAUCGGUCCCUCAGAGAACGUGGUGGUCCGCGUCCCACAGUACUUUAAAGAUUUGUUUAGGAUAUUAGGCUCUGAGAGGAAGAAGACCAUUGCCAACUAUUUGGUGUGGAGAAUGGUUUAUUCCAGAAUUCCAAACCUUAGCAGGCGCUUUCAGUAUAGGUGGCUGGAAUUUUCACGGGUAAUCCAAGGGACCACAACGUUGCUGCCUCAAUGGGACAAAUGUGUAAACUUUAUCGAAAGUGCCCUCCCUUAUGUUGUUGGAAAAAUGUUUGUGGAUGUGCACUUCCAGGAAGAUAAGAAGGAGAUGAUGGAGGAGUUGAUAGAAGGUGUUCGCUGGGCCUUUAUUGACAUGCUAGAGAAAGAAAACGAGUGGAUGGAUGCAGGGACAAAAAGGAAAGCCAAAGAAAAGGCAAGAGCUGUUUUGGCAAAAGUUGGCUAUCCUGAGUUUAUAAUGAAUGAUACUCAUGUUAAUGAAGACCUCAAGGCAAUAAAAUUUUCAGAAUCUGACUACUUUGGCAACGUCCUGCAAACCCGCAAGUAUUUAGCACAGUCUGAUUUCUUCUGGCUAAGAAAAGCUGUUCCAAAAACAGAGUGGUUUACAAAUCCCACAACGGUCAAUGCGUUCUACAGUGCAUCUACCAACCAUAUCCGGUUUCCAGCAGGAGAACUCCAGAAGCCUUUCUUUUGGGGAACAGAAUAUCCUCGAUCUCUGAGUUAUGGUGCUAUAGGAGUAAUUGUUGGACAUGAAUUUACACAUGGAUUUGAUAAUAAUGGUAGAAAAUAUGAUAAAAAUGGAAACCUGGAUCCUUGGUGGUCUAUUGACUCAGAAGAAAAGUUUAAAGAAAAAACCAAGUGCAUGGUUAACCAAUAUAGCAACUAUUAUUGGAAGAAAGCUGGCUUAAAUGUGAAAGGGAAAAGGACCCUGGGAGAAAAUAUUGCUGAUAAUGGAGGCCUGAGGGAAGCUUUUAGGGCUUACAGGAAAUGGGUAAAUGACAGAAGACAGGGAGUCGAGGAGCCUCUCCUACCAGGCAUCACAUUCACCAACAACCAGCUCUUCUUCCUGAGUUAUGCUCAUGGUCAAUGGUGCAAUUAGUAACUUUGAAGAAUUCCAGAAAGCUUUUAACUGUCCACCCAAUUCCACAAUGAACAGAGGCAUGGACUCCUGCCGGCUCU
This is a messenger RNA of Tupaia belangeri chinensis (Chinese tree shrew), 2317 nucleotides long. RefSeq names its product phosphate regulating endopeptidase X-linked (gene PHEX). NCBI's taxonomy places the organism in Eukaryota, Metazoa, Chordata, Mammalia, Scandentia, Tupaiidae. Bases 150 to 2237 code for a protein of 695 amino acids. The record is from RefSeq and is a predicted model, not a curated record. Gene Ontology annotation, biological process: protein processing. Gene Ontology annotation, molecular function: metalloendopeptidase activity. Gene Ontology annotation, cellular component: plasma membrane. The transcript has 21 exons.